This is a messenger RNA of Exophiala xenobiotica, 1524 nucleotides long. RefSeq lists its product as uncharacterized. The record is from RefSeq and is a predicted model, not a curated record. The transcript has 2 exons. NCBI's taxonomy places the organism in Eukaryota, Fungi, Ascomycota, Eurotiomycetes, Chaetothyriales, Herpotrichiellaceae. Bases 1 to 1524 code for a protein of 507 amino acids. Gene Ontology annotation, molecular function: heme binding; oxidoreductase activity, acting on paired donors, with incorporation or reduction of molecular oxygen; iron ion binding.
AUGGCUGCCUCAUCAACGGCCAUGACUCAACUGCAGAACAACAUCCCGUGGUCUACAGCCUUGUGGACGCUACCGUUGUUGUAUCUGGUCGCUAAGAUCGUAUACAACAUCUACUUCCACCCAUUGGCGAAAUUCCCGGGCCCAUUCCUGGCCAAGUUCACGUCCAUAUUACCCAUGCUGUCGAUGUUCAAGAUGAACCGAAUUCGAUGGCAGCACGAAAUGCUCCAGAAGUACGGCAGUCCAGUACGUGUGGGGACGAACGAGCUGUACUUCUCAGACAUGAAAUCAUGGCAGGACAUUUACGGGCAAUCCUCCAACCCCUGCCCAAAAGAGAAGGUCUUUUACGACAUGUUUACUGCUACUGGGGCAAUAAGUAUUCUCACCGAAAGGAACAAAGCGGCGCACGCCCGCUUGAGACGCUUGAUCUCUCACGCCUGUUCCCUGAAAGGACUCCUCCAGGACGAGCCUAUGAUCCAUCAAAAAGUGAAAACCCUCCUGGAUGUCGUCUUUGCUCCGGCAGCCGCAAAGAAAGAAUCCGUCGACAUCUUUCAAAAGUUGUUGGACCAUUACCUUGACAUAACAACGUAUUUGAGUUUUGGGGUAUCUUUCGACUGCGUCUCCGGCAAAGGCACCCUGAACCACGACGACCUGGAUGCUUUUAUGGUCGUGGUGCCCACCCAGGCCUUCUUUCCUCAGCUACGCUAUGUCCCCAUCAAGGCGAUACAGGACGGCUACAAGGGCCUUGACAGGCUGAUCAAGUUUGCCGAGAAGUCGGUCAGGGACUUCCACGACAAGAUCGAGAGGAACGGGGAUGACUAUGCCAAAGGGACUUUCCUGAGGAAUCUGGUCGAUGCAGUCGACCCCGAGACCGGCAGCAAGCUGACGUUUCCGGAAUUGGUCGAGAACACCAUCCUGUUCCUAGUCGCAGGAAGUGACACCACGGCAGUGACAACCAUGUACACCAUCUGGGAAAUCGGCAGGAGACCUGACGUGAGGAAGAAGCUCCUCGACGAGAUUCGCACGGCAUUCCCCGACCCCAAACACGAACCAACGUACGAGGAGACCUCUAAGCUGGAGUAUUUAAAUUCAUGCAUUGAGGAAACUCUUCGGAUCUGGGGACCCCUCAGCGCCGGCUUCCCUCGUGUAUCGCCAGGCAAAGUCAUCGGUGACCACUUCAUUCCCAAGGGCGUGCAAGUGGCGACCCCCGCGUACGUGACCGCCCGUGAUCCGAAGGUCUUCCCCAACCCAACCGAGUAUAUCCCGGAGAGAUGGUUGAACGCCACCCCUGAGAUGAGGAACAUGUCCAGGCCUUUCAGCUAUGGGCCCCGGAAUUGCAUCGGGAAACAUCUAGCCGACAUCGGGCUUCACUUGACCCUCACUCGGCUGUACCAGCUUUACGACAUCGAGAUUGAUCCUAGCAUGACGGACGCGAUGAUGUUGCAAAAAGAUCGCGGUGUUUGCGCUCCGUGGGACGAGAAGUUGAUUGUGCGGCCAACUUUUGUUCAUGAGGGUGUCGGGUCGUGA